AUGAGCUCUUCAACCCCUCAACUUACAAGUGGCAUCUGCGAACGUCUCCAAGUAGGAGACCGCGAUGACCAGGAACUAUGGGAUAGCUCUCCCAUCGUCCAAUUCCUUUCGAUUAAAAAGGUCUCGGCAGGUAUCGCGACUGGGAGCUCCUCAUCUACGGAUAGGUUCAGAAUCAUUGUAUCCGAUGGCGUGCAUUUUGUCCAGGCCAUGUUGGCCACUCAGCUCAAUCAUCUUGUGGAAGAAGCCGUGAUCAGCAAGAAUACCGUGGCCAAGCUUGAGAAGAUUACUUGUAACGUCAUCCAGGAGAAGCGCUUGGUUGUUAUACUUGCACUGAGCGUCGUACACAAGGAGGCGCCAAAGAUCGGGACCCCUACUGCAUUUGGGCCAGACAAAGUCCCGGGUUCAAGUAUCCCAGCCAAAGACACGCCUACCUCUAGUUCCACUGCGGUCUCCACGCUAGUCCCAGCCCCAGCUCCAGCCCCAGCCCCAGCCUCAGCCCGCUCAGGUGGUGCGCCCUCAGCUUCGACUCAGAGAGGCGGCCGGAAUAGUACAAUCUUUCCUAUUGAAGGUCUUAGUCCCUAUCAGAACAAUUGGAAGAUCAGGGCAAGAGUCACACAUAAAUCUGACAUCCGAACGUACUCGAAUCAACGUGGCGAAGGCAAGUUCUUCAACGUCACUUUCAUGGACGAUACUGGGGAGAUCAAAGGAACUGGAUUUAACGCCGUGGUGGAUGAGCUGUACGAGAAGCUUCAAGAGGACAAGGUCUACUUCAUCUCCAAGGCUCGCGUCAAUUUAUCGAAGAAGAAAUUUUCUUCGGUGUCCAAUGAGUAUGAAUUGAGCUUGGAACGUACCACUGAAAUCGAAGAAUGUCUCGAUACGGCAAAUCUACCGGUCGUCAAGUACAACUUUGUUGAACUUUCUGGUCUCCAGGAUCUAACGAAGGAUAGUUUAUGCGACGUUAUUGGUAUCGUCAAAGACAUCGGUGACUUGGGAGAAAUCAACACCAAAGCAAACCGGACCAUUCAAAAACGGGAGCUAACACUUGUCGAUCGAUCAGCAUUUUCUGUCCGUCUCACUCUAUGGGGCAAACAAGCGGAACAAUUCAAUGCAAGUCCGUCCACCGUCAUCGCGUUCAAGGGUGUCAAAGUCGGUGAAUUUGGAGGACGCUCGCUUUCGAUGUUCAGCUCAAGCACCAUGGCUGUCAGUCCAGACAUUUCAGAGGCCCAUCUACUUCGUGGAUGGUACGACGAUGGUGGCGCAAGUACAUCCUUCACGGCGCACUCUUCGGCAGGUGCUGGGUCAGGCGCUUCCAUCAACCGCAACGAAAUGCGCACGAUCAGCGAGGUGAAGGAUGCGCAGCUAGGCAUGAACGAGGAGAAGCCCGAUUACUUCUCUACUCGUGCAACGAUUAUGCAUAUCAAGUCGGACAACAUAUCUUAUCCUGCCUGUCACACCGAAGGAUGCAGCAAGAAGGUUGUCGAAAGCCACGACGGUUGGAGGUGCGAGAAAUGUGAUCGCAGUUAUCCGAAACCCCAGUAUCGGUAUAUCAUGUCCAUGGCUGUCGCCGACCAUACUGGACAGGUUUGGUUGCAGGGUUUCAAUGAUGUCGGUGUGGCUGUUUUCGGUAAGACCGCAGACGAGGUCCACGAAAUCAAGGAGAAUGACGAAGCGGCCUACAACGACCUGAUGCUGAAGGCGACUUGCCACACAUACAUGUUUGGGUGUCGGGCGAAACAGGAUACGUUCAACGAUCAAACUCGUGUCCGCUAUGGCAUAACGCGCAUUCAGCCUGUUGACUUUGCUGCAGAGGCCCGCAUCUAUAUCGACCUUCUUCGGUCGCCUUGGGCCCAGUGA
Molecule: messenger RNA, 1854 nt
Organism: Heterobasidion irregulare TC 32-1
Lineage: Eukaryota; Fungi; Basidiomycota; Agaricomycetes; Russulales; Bondarzewiaceae
Exons: 9
Coding region: 1-1854 (617 amino acids)
Biological process (GO): DNA repair; DNA recombination; DNA replication
Cellular component (GO): nucleus
Molecular function (GO): DNA binding
Source: RefSeq, a predicted model, not a curated record